Molecule: messenger RNA, 1782 nt
Organism: Stegodyphus dumicola
Lineage: Eukaryota; Metazoa; Arthropoda; Arachnida; Araneae; Eresidae
Product: syntenin-1-like
Cellular component (GO): cytoplasm; plasma membrane
Molecular function (GO): protein binding
Source: RefSeq, a predicted model, not a curated record
GUCAUAACCAGUAUUAUGGUGUUUGUAUUACGUUUGUGUUGUGCAAUCUUUCGAUAAAACACGUGAUUAUGAUACUUUAAUAAACGAAAUCUCGAGAGAUUAGGUCUUUUUAGCAAGUUGCUGUGAAUUGACGUUUAAGCAAGAAAUAAAUUAUCUUUUUUAACCAUCAGUGUGGUUUUUGAAGUAAAAUAAAAAUGUCUCUGUAUCCAUCAUUGGAAGACAUGAAGGUUGACCAGUUAGCUAGAGCUCAACUGGCUCAAACUCCACAAGUGGCUACUCCUGCAUAUCCAGCUGCGAAUGCAUAUCCAGCCACUAAUGCGUAUCCAGCCACUAAUGCAUAUCCAGCCUCUUCAGGUUAUCCAGCUAGUGCACCUCCAUAUCCUACAAGUCCCACGUCUCAUCCUGUAACUGGUGACAAAUAUUCCAAGCUGUAUCCUGAAUUGGAUGAUUACAUGGGACUCCAGUUAUCUGAGGCAACACAAGAAAUACCAUCAAUGGUUGUUGCUAAUGUUCAUCCCAGUAGUGCUGUGUCUGUUCCUGCUGUGAAACCAACAACAAUGGUUGCUCCACUAAGUGGAAAUUCUCUUGGACUUGCAAGAGCUCAAGUAAGCCAUGGCCUUAGAGAAGUUAUAUUAUGCAAAGAUGGUAAUGGACGUGUUGGACUCCGUGUUCAGCCUAUCAAUAAGGGUGUUUUCAUUGUGUGUGUCCAGAAAAACACUCCUGCAGCUCUGGCAGGUCUGAGAUUUGGUGAUCAAAUUCUGAUGAUUAAUGAUGUAACAGUCGCAGGAUUUUCUAUGGAUGAUGUGCAUAAAAUCAUCAAGAAAGCUGAUCCAAAUAGGAUAACAAUGGUUGUUAGAGAUAGGCCAUUUGAAAGAACAAUUACUGUUCACAAGGAUAGUACAGGCAAUGUUGGUUUUGGAUUUAAAAAUGGCAAGAUUAUUAACAUUGUGAAGGAUUCAUCUGCUGCACGUAAUGGAAUGCUUAUUGAUCACAACUUGCUUGAGGUUAAUGGCCAAAAUGUAGUUGGACUGAAAGACAAAGAAGUUUCAGCACUCAUAAGAGAGAGCCAAUCCCCAGUGACCGUAACUAUCAUGCCUUCUUUUAUAUAUGAUCAUAUGCUGAAACACACUGCUUCAAGUUUUAUCAAGAAAACAAUGGACCACUCUAUUCCAGACAUUUAAAUUAUCAAAAUGACUUCUGAUGUACUUACAUUUAUAUAUUUAAGAACUUUUUUAUAAUUAAAUAUGGUAAUUGCUUUUCCUUUUUAUAAUUUUUAUCUCUGUUUUACUGGCUAAUUUGUAGGAAGCACAGUAUGGAUCAGCAGUUUUACAUUAAUCCUAGUAAUAACAUUUGGAAAAUACAGGAAAAUUAUUUCAUCAUAAAAUUAGUGUGAAAAAGAAGACAUUUUCAAAUUAUUUAACAGUUUUUUCUAGAUGAAUUCAGCUGUAGUACUUAAUAUUGUAUCAUCAAACUUAGACAUUCAUUUUCGAGUUUUAUUUACACUUAUUGUAAUAUUUAUAUAAGCUAAUAAAGUUAUGCUUUUGUAGGUUUUUGUAAACACUGAUUAAACAUUUGAGAAAUAUUUUCUGUGUACCCCUUUAUCAGUAUUCUUAUGUAAAGUCUAUAAUUGGUGCCUUUUUAUUUUUAUUUUUGCUGAAUUAGCCAUGAUUGUGAUCAGUGUGGUUUUUAUUUCGUUUUUGCUGCAGUUGUAAUAUCUAGUUCAUUUUUUUUUUUUAUAUUUACUUGUUGAUAAAUAAAAUAUAUUAAUAUUUUGUGCAGUUU